GAAAUUUUUUUUUUUAAAAAUGAUUAAUGAUUGUGUGCUUUAGACUCACUUUAGCAAAAUCCUUUUUUUCAUCCUCCAUUGCUAGUGCUCUAAAGAUGUUUGUAGUUUCCAGAAAUGAUAUAAUGGCAUAAAACUGUAUUGGAGCCUAGUUUCGAAGCUCAUAUCGAAUUCCAUCUCACUGUUUGUACUUUAUAUAGAAAGGCUAAAAGAAAUUGCAGGUAUGAGUUUUCAAACCUUUCCCUUUUCAAUUCACUUGUAAAUAAUUUGUGGGGUCACAAAAAAUAGUUAAUUAUUCUCUGAAUUGAAGGGUGAGUUUAAUUUAUUAUAGGGGUUCUUAGGAAAAGUCAGAGAGCUUUUUUGUGUAAAACCCAGUUGUUGUCUUUGGUACUUAGAAUGUUUAAGAAGUAUGGUGAUGUCUUUCUUUGCUUUGAACUAUGGCUUUUUUAACUCGGGUUUCUUUAGAUAUUAGUUUAAGGUGAGGAAUUUGUGCCUCUAGCUCUCUUCAUAAAAUAGCUUCUUAAAGUUGAAGAUAAUAUGACAAAGGGAUGGAUGUUGAUAAAUAUGUUUUGAGUUUGAGCUAAAUUGCUCCAGUUUCUUCUAUGCUUAAAGCUUAAAAUUCAUGUGCUUAUCACAUUAUCAUAUGAUCAUGUGAUAAGCAUGUGGAAAUCAAGGCCUUAUAUAGCAGGAAUAUGGGGAAAUUUUUCUAGUGGGGACAUUGCAACUAAUCACAUGGUUUAGAAGGUCGGUUGUGCAGUUUUUAAAGUUCAGGGGACAUUACAAAUUGCCCAUUAGAGUGGUAAAGGGAAAUUUACCCUAUGUUUUAUUUGGAUUCACAAUCACAAACUCUCUGAAGUUAAUAACUCAGCAUCAGAGUUACUAGACCCAUUCAGCAAAAGAAAAGCUUCAUCAUAACAAGGUACAGAAACCCCUGCACUUCGCUUUUUUUGAUGGUAUCCAUCAUAUGUAGAAAUGAGAGAAUGAUAAUUUAUGAAUGAAAAAUGUGAUAGAUGUAGAAAUGACUUGCAAGUUCCACCAUGUUAUUGCUAGGUUUUGCAUAAGUAUAUAUGUGCUUGAAUGGGAACUAAAAAUGCUGGUUCUAGGUUGUGUUUGCGAUUUAUGGUCUUGAGUCUGGACAGCACAUGAGAUGUGAAUUUUAACAUCAAUUGUUUUUUUGGGUGUAUGUUUCUUUGAAAAUUCCCAAGAAUCAGCCUCUCCCUAGAAAAAAAUGAGGGUAUAGGUGCCUACCAAUCACCUCUCCCAGAUCUUGCAAAAGUGUGAACUUUGUGCAUUGAGUACAACAUUUUUAUGUUUCUUUGAAAGUUCAUGUGAAAUUAGAAUAUGUUUCCAAUACUUCUUCCCAUAUUUACAAGGAGUCCAAGAAAGGCCAAAUUGAAACUGCAAGUGGUUUGUAGUUCACUUAUUCAUGAAGGGUAUGCCUUUUUAUGUAUGUAAGUGAAGAUGACACUAGAAGUGUCCUUGGAGGCAUUUCUCUUACUUUAAUUAUGGGUUACUAAGGCAAUAAAUUUUAAGAUUUUGAGAUUUACUGCCAAGAACAAAAAAGAAUUGGUUACAAAAGGUAAGUUUAACUUGUGAGGGCCAUGUGUGAACUGUUAUGCUAUUUUCUGACUACCAUGCAUGACUGUUUACAAUGUGUUAUUCCAUUGUGGAGCUUAUUUCUUCUAGAGGGUAUUCCCCUGUAUUUGGAAUUCAUGAAUGAUUCAAAAAUAUCUUAUAGAGGAGCUACCUAUCUAUUAAAGGGGAUGGAAUUUCCAUGGAUAAUAUUAGCAAAUUUGAAUGGAAUAUUUGAGGCUAUGGUGCUGAAGUCAAAGAUUAUAAUGAGUUCAGAACUCUCAGGGAGAAUAGUCUUUCUUCUUUAAUAUAUUCUGAGAUCCAACUGGGUCUGUUUCUCAUUGUUUAUAGUUCCUUUGACAGGAUUAAAUUUUUUGCCUGACAGAAACAAGAGACCAAAGGUUACCAUUUCUGUGCAGACUCUCCAGUGCAGAACAUAUAUAUCUGUGUUCCACUUGCUAUAAUAUAGCUCAAGGAUGAUUAAUGAAGAAAGAGCUGGAAUGGAAUUUAUAUAUUCCAUGGAUUCUAGAACUAGUUGCUCCCCAUUUAAAUUCCAUUAUCCAACCAUUAACACAGCCAGCAAAUGUUGCCAUAUUACAGUUCAUACUGUCACUCAGUCUUCUCCAUCUCCUGUAAUCUCUUGUGUAGAGAACGUGCCUCAAGGUGCACGUGUUUCACAUAUUACAGCUACUGAUUCAGAACAUGGACAUUCAACAUCAAGUAAUGAGUCGAACACGUCUAAGGUCUUGCAAGAUGUACAUAUAUCGACGCGGUUGAUGGAGCAUUUUCUUGAGCUUGCUAAAGACAACACAGACAAUGAUCUGGAAACCUGUGGGAUUCUUGGUGCCUUUCUUGAGAAAGGAACCUUUUAUGCAACCACUUUGAUCAUACCCAAACAGGAAUCGACUUCUGGUUCUUGUCAGGCUAUAAAUGAGGAGGAAGUUUUUGCCAUUCAAAAUGAGCAUUCCCUUUAUCCUGUGGGUUGGAUCCAUACACAUCCUUCUCAAAGCUGUUUUAUGUCAUCAGUAGAUUUGCACACUCAGUAUUCAUAUCAGGCAAUGUUACCUGAGGCUUUUGCUAUUGUCAUGGCUCCAACUGAUACAUCAAGAUUAGCACCUGUAUCACUCGUAGUAAAUAUUGUUCCAGCAAAAAAGAAAAAUAUUGCUGUCAUUUGUGAGCAUAUUUUCUUUGCUUAGCCUGUGAAGACCAUGAAGCAUUGCUGGUUGAGAAGGGUGCUUUGAAUCUGAUCAGUAAGUCGAGCACAAUAUGAUAGUGAAGCAUUUAAGUGCAAAGCUCCUGAUGAGAAGUCUAUCCAUUGACAUGGCAUAUGAUUUUGAAACACACUGUAGCCCUAUUUUGUAGUUCUCAUUUAUAAUGAAUUAUUAUAAUAUUAAUUUUUUUUU
Messenger RNA from Quercus robur (English oak), 2972 nucleotides. Its product is annotated as AMSH-like ubiquitin thioesterase 2. Bases 2046 to 2765 code for a protein of 239 amino acids. Gene Ontology annotation, biological process: protein K63-linked deubiquitination. Gene Ontology annotation, cellular component: membrane; endosome. Gene Ontology annotation, molecular function: K63-linked deubiquitinase activity; metal-dependent deubiquitinase activity; protein binding. NCBI's taxonomy places the organism in Eukaryota, Viridiplantae, Streptophyta, Magnoliopsida, Fagales, Fagaceae. The transcript has 7 exons. The record is from RefSeq and is a predicted model, not a curated record.